UGGGUCAUGUGUGGCCGGAAGUGUUUCCCGAAACGGAGUAUUCGAGAUGGGGACCGCCCUGGACAUUAAGGUUAAAAGAGCGAACAAGGUUUAUCACACCAGGGAAAUGCUCUCUGGGGUGGUGGUCGUAUCUGGGAAGGAUUCGGUCCAGCACCAGGGAGUCUACUUGACAGUGGAAGGAGCCGUGAACCUCCAACUCAGCGCCAAGAGUGUGGGUGUGUUUGAAGCAUUCUAUAAUUCUGUUAAACCCAUCCAGAUUAUCAACAGUACCAUCGAAAUGGAGACACCAGGAAAAUUUCCCAGUGGCAAAACAGAAAUUCCUUUUGAAUUUCCUCUGCACGUGAAGGGAAGAGUUCUGUAUGAGACUUAUCACAGCGUGUUUGUCAACAUUCAGUAUACCCUGCGCUGUGACAUGAGGCGGUCCCUGCUGGCCAAGGACUUGACUAAGACCUGUGAAUUCAUCAUUCACUCUGCUCCUUAGAAGGGGAAACUGACUCCGAGUCCCGUGGACUUCACUGUCACACCUGAAACCUUACAGAAUGUCAAAGAGAGAGCCUUGCUCCCCAAAUUUCUCAUCAGAGGACAUCUCAACUCGACCAGCUGUGUUAUCACACACCCACUAAUGGGAGAGCUGGUGGUGGAGAGCUCGGAGGCCACCAUCAAAAGCAUCGAGCUGCAGCUGGUGCACGUGGAGACCUGUGGCUGUGCAGAAGGGUACGCCCGCGAUGCCACAGAAAUUCAGAACAUUCAGAUAGCCAAUGGGGACGUGUGUCGGGGCCUCUCUGUCCCCAUAUACAUGGUCUUCCCCCAGCUCUUCACCUGUCCGACACUGGAGACCACCAACUUCAAAGUGGAGUUCGAGGUUAACAUUGUUGUGCUGCUUCACCCUGAGCACCUCAUCACAGAGAACUUCCCGCUGAAGCUCUGCAGGAUAUAG
Aethalodelphis obliquidens (Pacific white-sided dolphin) is the source of this 937-nucleotide messenger RNA. Its product is annotated as Down syndrome critical region protein 3-like. Gene Ontology annotation, biological process: intracellular protein transport. The record is from RefSeq and is a predicted model, not a curated record. NCBI's taxonomy places the organism in Eukaryota, Metazoa, Chordata, Mammalia, Artiodactyla, Delphinidae.